AAAUGUCUGACGAAGAAGAAGCGAGGUUUCUUCCGCCUACAUCCGGGGACUCUCCUUCCUUUCUGUCCGUGCUAACGUUGUAGUGAACACGCGUUCGCCUGUCCAGCAAAAUGCGUUACGUUGCUGCUUACCUGCUCGCUUCCCUUUCUGGGACUCAGAACCCUGAUGCCAAGGACAUCAAGAAGAUCCUUGAAAGUGUUGGCAUUGAGGCUGAUGAUGCACGUCUUGACAAGGUCAUCACAGAGCUCAGUGGAAAGAACGUGGAUGAUGUAAUUGCCACAGGUUACGGCAAGCUGGCCAGCAUGCCUGCAGGUGGUGCAGUGGCUGUUGCCAGCUCUGCAGCUGCUGGCUCAGGUGGAGCCGCAGCCCCUGCUGCAGCUGAGGAGAAAAAGGAAGAGAAGGAAGAAUCUGAGGCGUCUGAUGACGACAUGGGAUUCGGCCUGUUCGAUUAAACUUUUCCAAAGGAUAAAUAAAAUUUAUAAAAAAAUAA
Molecule: messenger RNA, 490 nt
Organism: Labrus bergylta (ballan wrasse)
Lineage: Eukaryota; Metazoa; Chordata; Actinopteri; Labriformes; Labridae
Product: large ribosomal subunit protein P2
Biological process (GO): translation; cytoplasmic translational elongation
Cellular component (GO): cytosolic large ribosomal subunit; ribosome
Molecular function (GO): structural constituent of ribosome
Source: RefSeq, a predicted model, not a curated record